GGGCUCACACUGCCCAUUGGCUUGAAGGUCUCACGGUCCGCAGGCGGAAGCCGACGGAAGCCGCGAAUUCCAGCCGGCGGCGGGAUGGAGGCGGCGGCGGAGCCUGGAAACCUGGCUGGCGUCCAGCACAUCAUCCUCGUCCUCUCGGGAAAGGGAGGCGUUGGAAAGAGCACCAUCUCCACGGAGCUGGCCCUGGCCCUGCGCCAGGCAGGCAAGAAGGUGGGGAUCCUGGACGUGGACCUGUGCGGCCCCAGCAUCCCCCGCAUGCUGCGGGCGCAGGGCAAGGCCGUGCACCAGUGCGACGGCGGCUGGGUGCCCGUGUUCGUGGACCGGGAGCAGAGCAUCUCCCUCAUGUCUGUGGGCUUCCUGCUGGAGCAGCCGGACGAGGCCGUGGUGUGGAGAGGCCCCAAGAAGAACGCGCUGAUCAAGCAGUUUGUGUCUGACGUGGCCUGGGGGCAGUUAGACUACUUGGUCGUGGACACACCCCCAGGGACCUCCGACGAACACAUGGCCGCUGUGGAAGCCCUGCGUCCCUACAGGCCCCUGGGGGCCCUCGUGGUCACCACGCCUCAGGCGGUGUCUGUGGGGGACGUGAGGCGGGAGCUGACCUUCUGCAGGAAGACGGGCUUGCGGGUCUUGGGGGUCGUGGAGAACAUGAGCGGCUUCACCUGCCCGCACUGUGCAGAGUGCACCAGCGUCUUCUCCAGGGGCGGCGGGGAGGAGCUGGCCAGGCUCGCCGGCGUCCCCUUCUUAGGCUCGGUGCCCCUGGACCCUGCGCUCACCAGGAGCCUCGAGGAGGGCCGAGACUUCAUCCAGGAGUUCCCCGGGAGCCCUGCGUUUCCUGCACUCGCUGCCAUAGCCCAGAAGAUUCUGGACGCGAUGCCUGCUCAGGCCUCCUGACUGAGGAGCCGCCUCCUCGAGGGCCCCGAGAGGAGUCCCCGCGGCAAAGGGCCCGGGACGAUGUUUCCUCCGUGACUGCAGCGGCUCCUCCGCGGUCCGCGGCUGCAAGGACAGUGCUCCCUGGUGCCCUGAGACUGUUCUGAACACCUGAGCCGGUGUUCUGGGACUCCACCCACGGCUGCUUCCCAGCACUCGUCCCUUCCCGUGCUGCAUCCCUGCCCCAGAGGGACAGGCUGCUCUUGGCAGCCGAGCGUCCCCCGCCCCGGUCACCAAGCUCUCAGGACUCCCAUGGCCCUCAGUGGACCCUGGGCUGCCCAUACCCUGAGAGUCCGUGAGCGACCUGCACUCGCGGGAGGAGCGGGGAGCGUCCUUGAGGUGACAAAGUGACCUCAGACGUGUCGCGUGCCUUGGAGGAGCCCACCAUUAAACGUGCCCUGGCCACUGCCACGGCACCAGUCAGCCUCU
Messenger RNA from Microcebus murinus (gray mouse lemur), 1365 nucleotides. It is a transcript of the gene NUBP2, whose product is annotated as NUBP iron-sulfur cluster assembly factor 2, cytosolic. Gene Ontology annotation, cellular component: cytosol. The record is from RefSeq and is a predicted model, not a curated record. Lineage: Eukaryota; Metazoa; Chordata; Mammalia; Primates; Cheirogaleidae. Gene Ontology annotation, molecular function: ATP binding; ATP-dependent FeS chaperone activity; 4 iron, 4 sulfur cluster binding. Gene Ontology annotation, biological process: iron-sulfur cluster assembly.